Molecule: messenger RNA, 690 nt
Organism: Rhinocladiella mackenziei CBS 650.93
Lineage: Eukaryota; Fungi; Ascomycota; Eurotiomycetes; Chaetothyriales; Herpotrichiellaceae
Exons: 3
Coding region: 1-690 (229 amino acids)
Biological process (GO): macroautophagy; Golgi to vacuole transport; intra-Golgi vesicle-mediated transport
Cellular component (GO): Golgi apparatus; late endosome membrane; endoplasmic reticulum membrane
Molecular function (GO): SNAP receptor activity; SNARE binding
Source: RefSeq, a predicted model, not a curated record
AUGGCGAAUCCCCUCGAUACAGACGCUGGCUCCGAGCUAUUCAGCACUUAUGAAGCCGAGUUGAAACUGGUGGAGGCCGAUGUAACCCAGAAAUUGGAUCAAAUACCUGAGCUGGCGGGCGAGGAGCGUAAAGCCGCCAUCCGAGGGGCAGAGAGGGCUCUUGAUGAGGCGAAGGAGUUGCUGGAUCAAAUGAACCUAGAGAAAUCCAACAUCCCCACCUCCGCGCGGUCCAAAGUCAACACCCGAUUUCGCAACCACCAAUCUGACAUUGACGGUCUGAACCGUAAAUUAAAAUCGUUGGCGGAAUCGGAUCGCAAACAGCUUUUUGGCGACAGAUACACUGAUGACCCGGAAGCUGGGCCUCGAGACCUACACCUCGAGCAGCGCCAACAAUUAUUGUCUGGCACGGAGAGACUGGGUCGGAGCGGCGAGAGAUUGCGAGAGUCGCAGCGCAUUGCGCUCGAAACAGAGCAGAUUGGCGCCUCGACAUUGGCGAAUCUGCAUCAGCAGCGUAAUGUGAUUGAGAAUACGCACCAGAAUUUGUUGCACAGCGAGGGAUAUGUUGAUCGAAGUGUCAAGACUCUGAGGGGGAUGGCGCGUAGGAUGGCUACCAAUCGGGUAAUCACAAUCGCCAUCAUCACGGUCCUCGUCCUCCUCAUCAUUGGCGUGAUCUACAGCAAAUUCAGAUAA